AUGUCAUCCCUCUUUUGGCCGUUCUGGCGGCGAAAACCUCAUUACCAAAUACCAGACUAUCAUCACACUACCGACGCGACCGCUGCCAUUGGGCAACUUAACACUCCUGGCGCAUCAACAGCAACCUUCACCUCUGAAAACCUCUUGCCUGUGGACGACUGGACUAGCCAGGGCGCGCCUCAAGUUGGAGUCGCACAUGCAGCAUCCAACAUCACCACAUCCGUCAACGCAGCUCCUUCCUUUGUCACCCCUGAGCACCGCCGUCACCACGGCAGUGCCAACGCAGACGCUCACACGACGCCGAAUCCAUUCACUCCGACCUCCAAUUCGACGCAGCGGCCUGCCGUAGAUCAGCAAGUAAAUAAACGCCUCAAAACAUAUUCUCAGCAACCCGCCUAUCCAGUGUCGUCACUCGAACAAGGUGCUGAACCUGCCGCCGCAGCUGUGGCCGCGUUGAACCCGCCGCAGUCCGCCUUCCACAGACCCAUCAACAACACAAAUCUCCUUCAAUCACCAUUUCGAAGUCGCACCAAAACGACAGUCGAUACUGCUCAUCGUCUUCGACGACUACCCGCGGCACGCCUCUGGAAUCCGACCAACUCUACGCCACGACUUCCCGAGUCGCGAAAACGUAGGCCGUCGUCACCGCCCAUUCCUGCGCUGCCUCUAAAGCACCCCGCGCUUGAGAGAUCUUCGGAUAUUCAUGACCCUAUCGCAACAGGCGCCGGCGAUUACCCACUUCUGACUUUAUCGGAGCAACGACAAUCAAGAUACUCACAUUCUACUCGUGCAAGUUUCCAAGUUGAACGGAGUGGAACCAGCGAUCACCGAAUCAGUCUUCCAAGGUCCCUUCGAGUAUCGUAUGACGGGAAACAGACUCUCCAACGCAAAGCAACGCCUUUGGAAGCAGCAACAGAACAAGCCAGCGGCCAGAGCAUAGACAAGUCAACCAUCGUCUUGCCUUCAGCAAAGAGUUUGGGCAAACAGAAAGCGACCAUGGCUCCUGAUAACGAGGAUGUGCGGCGGUCCUAUUCCAGAGAUCUUGAACGUGGCCCAGAUGUGAUGGACCCUCGAGUCUCAAAUGUCUCCGCCGGAGAUGGGAUUGGAUCUGCUCUCUCCUCGUCCAACUCUUCAAUUAUGGGGGAGGAUGUGCAACCAGAUGCUGGUGAGGAAUGGGGACCGCAACACCCCUGUUUUCCUCACCUCAACCCACAUGUUCCCAUUGACUCUAUCGAAUAUGCGAAUACGCGAAUAAUCCGUGUGAAGAGGGAUUGGCUUGUGGCUGGCGAUUUGGCUCCAACCUUUUCUAACCUCUAUCCGGAAAUCCUUGACCCUGCUGGUGUUUCUGAGCAAGAAUUUAGACGGGUUAUUGAGAAGCUGAAUGGGGAAUUGAUACCCAUUUUUGAUCCCUUCACUUUCAGAAACAUGCUCGACAGUGUCCUAGGACUCGUGACUGGCUGGCUUUGGGACGAUUUUGGUUUAACGGCUGCCAAAUCGCGCCUGAGCGGUCUUGAGAGCUGGAUUGAGAAGUGGAAUCAGGAGAUGGAAAAGACAAUGGCGCCUGAAGAAAAUACUAUUCCACCAAAGCUGAUUUCACUGCGACGAACCGGCUACAUGACUCUUGACAUACAAAUACCAGAUCCUGAGAUUGCUCCAGCGCCAAGCACUAUCGGAGCAAGCGAGUCACGAACUGCAUUACCAAUGGAGCCAGGCCCUGCCAUUACGGCCUAA
This is a messenger RNA of Pochonia chlamydosporia 170, 1731 nucleotides long. RefSeq names its product golgin subfamily A member 7/ERF4. Gene Ontology annotation, biological process: peptidyl-L-cysteine S-palmitoylation; protein targeting to membrane. The coding region runs from base 1 to 1731 and encodes 576 amino acids. Gene Ontology annotation, cellular component: extrinsic component of endoplasmic reticulum membrane; endoplasmic reticulum palmitoyltransferase complex. The transcript is spliced from 2 exons. The record is from RefSeq and is a predicted model, not a curated record. Lineage: Eukaryota; Fungi; Ascomycota; Sordariomycetes; Hypocreales; Clavicipitaceae.